This is a messenger RNA of Marmota monax (woodchuck), 6172 nucleotides long. It is a transcript of the gene Ptpn11, whose product is annotated as protein tyrosine phosphatase non-receptor type 11. NCBI's taxonomy places the organism in Eukaryota, Metazoa, Chordata, Mammalia, Rodentia, Sciuridae. Gene Ontology annotation, molecular function: protein tyrosine phosphatase activity. The transcript has 16 exons. Gene Ontology annotation, biological process: protein dephosphorylation. Bases 199 to 1992 code for a protein of 597 amino acids. The record is from RefSeq and is a predicted model, not a curated record.
GGAGGAGCCAGCCGGACUCGGGGGGCGGCUGCACAGUCUCUGGGAUCCCCAGGCCUGGAGGGGGGUCUGCGCGCGGCCGGCUGGCUUUGCCUCCCGUCCGGUCCCGAGCGGGCCUCCCUCGGGCAGCCCGAUGUGACCGGGCCCAGCGGAGCCUGAGCAAGGAGCGGGUCCGUCGCGGAGCCGGAGGGCGGGAGGAACAUGACAUCGCGGAGAUGGUUUCACCCAAAUAUCACUGGUGUGGAGGCCGAAAAUCUACUGUUGACAAGAGGCGUCGAUGGCAGCUUUUUGGCAAGGCCCAGUAAAAGUAACCCUGGAGACUUCACACUUUCUGUUCGAAGAAAUGGAGCUGUCACCCACAUCAAGAUUCAGAACACUGGUGACUACUAUGACCUGUACGGAGGGGAGAAGUUUGCCACCCUGGCUGAACUGGUCCAGUAUUACAUGGAGCACCAUGGGCAAUUAAAAGAGAAAAACGGAGAUGUUAUCGAGCUCAAGUAUCCACUGAACUGUGCAGACCCUACCUCUGAAAGGUGGUUUCAUGGUCACCUCUCUGGGAAAGAAGCAGAGAAAUUACUAACUGAGAAGGGGAAACAUGGGAGCUUUCUUGUGCGAGAGAGCCAGAGCCACCCUGGAGAUUUUGUUCUCUCCGUCCGCACUGGCGAUGACAAAGGGGAGAGUAAUGACAGCAAGUCUAAAGUGACCCACGUCAUGAUUCGCUGCCAGGAACUGAAAUAUGAUGUAGGUGGAGGAGAGCGGUUUGACUCUUUGACGGAUCUGGUGGAGCAUUACAAGAAGAAUCCUAUGGUGGAAACACUGGGCACAGUGCUACAACUCAAGCAGCCUCUCAACACCACUCGGAUUAAUGCUGCUGAAAUAGAGAGCCGGGUUCGAGAACUAAGCAAAUUAGCUGAGACUACAGAUAAAGUUAAACAAGGCUUUUGGGAAGAGUUUGAGACACUACAACAACAGGAAUGCAAACUUCUCUACAGUCGAAAAGAGGGUCAAAGGCAAGAAAAUAAAAACAAAAAUAGAUAUAAAAACAUUCUGCCUUUUGAUCAUACCCGGGUUGUCCUCCACGAUGGCGAUCCCAACGAGCCUGUCUCUGAUUACAUUAACGCAAACAUCAUCAUGCCUGAAUUUGAAACCAAGUGCAACAAUUCAAAGCCCAAAAAGAGUUACAUUGCCACCCAAGGCUGCCUGCAAAACACAGUGAACGACUUUUGGCGGAUGGUGUUCCAAGAGAACUCCCGAGUGAUCGUUAUGACAACAAAAGAAGUAGAGAGAGGAAAGAGCAAAUGUGUCAAGUACUGGCCUGAUGAGUAUGCACUAAAAGAAUAUGGGGUCAUGCGCGUACGGAAUGUCAAAGAAAGUGCUGCUCAUGACUACACGCUAAGAGAGCUGAAACUUUCCAAGGUUGGACAAGCUCUACUCCAGGGCAAUACGGAGAGAACCGUCUGGCAGUACCACUUUCGGACCUGGCCAGACCACGGUGUGCCCAGCGACCCCGGGGGCGUGCUGGACUUCCUGGAGGAGGUCCACCACAAGCAGGAGAGCAUCAUGGACGCCGGCCCCGUGGUGGUUCACUGCAGUGCUGGAAUCGGCCGGACAGGGACGUUCAUUGUGAUUGAUAUCCUUAUCGACAUCAUCAGAGAGAAAGGUGUCGACUGUGAUAUUGACGUUCCCAAAACCAUACAGAUGGUGCGAUCUCAGAGGUCAGGGAUGGUUCAGACAGAAGCACAGUACCGGUUUAUCUAUAUGGCCGUCCAGCAUUAUAUUGAAACACUACAGCGCAGGAUCGAGGAAGAACAGAAGAGCAAGAGGAAAGGACACGAAUAUACCAACAUUAAAUAUUCCCUAACGGACCAGACAAGUGGAGACCAGAGUCCCCUGCCACCUUGUACCCCAACACCACCCUGUGCAGAAAUGAGAGAAGACAAUGCCAGAGUCUAUGAGAACGUGGGCCUGAUGCAGCAGCAGAAGAGCUUCAGAUGAGAAGAGCCGCGGGAACUGCAGCCCAGAAUGUGGACUUUCGCCUUCUCUCUAAAGUUCAAGAACAGACACAAGGAAGUUUAUGUGAAGAAUGGAUUUGGAUCUGGAAAGCUGGUGUCGUGGCUGACUGCCUUUUGAUCAGCCACAUUUGCAGCCAUUUAAAGACCACUGUAUUCUAACUCAGCAGUUCAUUUCCUCAGAUAAGAAGAAGUCGUCUCUACAAUGUAGACAAUGUGAUAUUUUAUAGAAUUUUGUUUUAAAUCAAGAAAGCAGUUAAAUUGUGCUCUAUAUUUUAGAGAUCAUGGGGCUUCAAGUUCAAGUUAUGGGCAGUUUUUUUUUUUUUUUUAAAUAGCCUGAUUUUUUUUUUCUCUUUGUGGGGGAUGAUGGGACACUUGGAGAAAGGAAAUGGCUUGGGAAAAUUAACAGCACCCUUGAGAAGUGGGAACUGUUUCCUUUUCCCUCGCUGCUGUCUUAGUCUGUUUUGUGUUGCCUGACAGGACGCCUCAGACCAGGCGAUUUUUAAUGGACAACAAUUUGUGUCUCCGGUUCUGGAGGCUGGGAGGCCAGGGUGGGGCGGCAUCUGCUGAGAGCCUCAGUGCUGCAUCAGGGGACUUGGUGGAAGGCGUCACAUGCUGAGGGACAGCCAGAGAGGGCCAAGCCUGGUUUUAAAAUGAGUCCACUCCCGUGAUGACGUUAAUCCAUUUGUGGCGGCAAAGCCCUGUGACCUGAUGGCCCCUUUAAGGCCCCACCUCUCCACACGGCUGCAUUGGAGAUUGAGUUUCUAAUACAGGAACUUUGGGGACAUUCACUCAUAGCACUUAUCCCUAGUGGAUAAUUCACCUGGGGGCUUCCUCUUUUUUGGCUAAAUGGUCUCCCAGCCAGUGACCGAGACUGUCAGAGGUUGACUGUCUUCACAUCGCCGUUAAAAAUCAUGGGAAAAAAAAUCAUGGAAAUGUAUGAACUAGGAUAAGAGGUGUGUUUUCUCAGCCGAUGGCCGUUCCUGUUCAGUGUUGACAGGCGUUUGUGACGGGAAAACAGUUGCCAUAUUUCCUUUGCUUCUGAGUGACUGUCUUGUGUUUUAAACAGGCUUCUGGGCCGACUGGGCUUUGGUCGUCAGGUGUCGCUCACCCGCCCCCUUCCUCAAUCUGAGCUGGGCCCGUCAGAGCUGUCCCUCUGCUGCUCUUGCGGGUGGUCCCCCGUGUGUUGGCAGGUCGAUGAGACACUGGGACGGCUGGGCUUUGCUCUGCUGGAGUCCUCAGGUCUGUCCUCCAUGGGGCCUCAGCAGGGUAGUGAGGCCUGUCCCCUGACUGCUCAGAGCUCCCACCUGCUCAAGGGCAAACUGGCCAGGCCUCAGGCUCAGACCACAACUACCACAGCCGCCCUUCCAUGCCCUUCCUUGAUUAAAGAAGUCACAGACCCAGCCAGGGUGUGAGGGGAUAUGAAGUGGAGGUGCAGUGCCUUGGGGCCACAGUCUAACAUCUGGCACAGCCAGUGCCAUGGCAACCAGCUGCCAGUGACCUUGGGAAGCUGCUUCUGCUGUGAUAGUGGGAGAAGCUGCAGGUCAGGCUGAGAGAGGAGCAGGGCCUUCAGGAAGCUCUGAGCACGUCUUCAGCCCUGAGCACACGUUCCCAACCUCCCCCAAGGGACAGGUCUUGCAAGCACAGAGGUGUUUGGGGGACAGAGCAUUCGAAACUGAAUCCCCUGUCCUCGCAGACCAUGGCCAAUGUGAUGCUUUCUAAGUGCCGCUGGCUUUCUGUCCUGCCCUUGUGGCACUGCCAGGCCGCGCGGCGGCGGAGCAGCCCAGCCGCUGCCAGGUGAGCCAGCCUCUGUGCAGGCAGCAGCGAGACUUGCUGAUGUCCUACCUUAAGUGCCUUCUCCAGGGACGUCCCCCUUGCCUCAAGUGUUAAACUGUCAUUCAGUGAGAGUGUCUGAAGACAGCGUUGCAGGUUGACUCUUGUCACGUGUGAGAGCAACUGUGCUGGGAAGUCACGGUCUCUCCCCAGAGUCCUCCUGCUGUGUUCUGAGUGGCAGGGCUGUCCUGGUGGUCGCUCUUUGCGGAGCCCUUUCACUCCCUGAGGUGGUUGGGGAGUGCAAUGGCCGCCAUUUUCACAGAUGAAAUGAACACUGAUGCUCCCCCACCCCGUAUUCCUGGGAAGCAGAAUUGCUCAGAGCGAGGUGUGGCCUGAGUCACCCCUGGGCGGAUGCAACGAGCACGGUCUUCCUGUCCAGCCUGCACAGGGAGCUCCCGGCCCAGCGUUUGCACCCUCUUCUCUUUACGGCAUUGUCAAGUUGACUCAUUUGGAUUUUGUGGUGGUGUUUUGACUGUGCGCUUUGGGGACAGAGUCUUGCACCAGCAUGCAAGGGUGUGACGGGACGGGUACAUCUGCUGAGUUCACAUCUCGGCUGGUAGCUCUAGAUGGGUUGUUUUUGCACUCAGAAUGGAAACACCUGAUCUCGGCCAGCUUUGUUCCAACACGCUGAUUUCAUCCAACUAUUAUUAAAUGAACUGAUGCCAACAGAAGAUCCGUGGGAAGGCUGCUGAUGUCUGUCUUGUGUUUGGUAAAAGGUGGUUGCACGUUCUCAGGGCAGGUCGUUGUGCAUAUGGUGGAACCAGACAGAGGGCUAGGAAGAUGGGGGUAGCUUGAGGUGUGAGGUUAAGAAGGUGGAAAUGCAAGUUCAAGAGGCGGUUCACGAGGAAGUCACAGGCCCCAGGCCAGCGCGGUCAGUAACCGGUGAAUCAGGCUCCCUGGCUAGGCGAGAUGGGCACAGGUCCGCACCCACUUCUGCAUUGUUGCUGGGCAUUAAACGCACACAACAGACCAUAGCUGGCUGAGUAUUUUAAAAUUAUAAGCAUAGGAUUUUAUAUUUGGGGUGAAGAAAUUAUCUGGCACAUGGUAUUGGGUUUUUCUAAAAAAGCCAAAUUUCAGAGUCUUUAUAGCUUUCUUUCUUAAAAAAAUAAAAAGGUGUCUCACGUCCAGUGUGUGGCUCUCUGACACCUAAGGUCACCUCUCCCACUGAAAUCAGUGACUUUUUAAACGUGGCAGAAUGGGGUGAGAAACUGUAGGUAGACUUUCUUGGUGUCUGUACCCAGUUGCUUUGGAACAGCCAAGAAAAUUGUCAAGAUUGUUUUAGGGGUUAUUUUACUGGGGGAUUUUUAAGAAAUAACAACGGGCGGGGGUUGUGGCUCAGUGGCAGAACACUCGCCUGGCAUGUGUGAGGCAUGGGGUUUGAUCCUUAACACCACAUACCAAUAAAUAAAUAAAAUUAGAAAAAAAAUUUAAAAAGAAGUAACAUAAAACCCUGGGUCACUUCCAGUUGAGGAACGUGGGAAGGUGUGCGGUUGGUGUAGGUUAGUGAUCCAGAGGGAGGCUCUGUUGGUGGUGGGAAUAAAUUUUUACCUAGAAGCACACGCCUCCUUGAUUUGAAGAUGCCUUUCCUAGGAUAUGUAUUAGCUUGUGAUUCUGUUGAAGUCUUCUUCCUUCUUCCUCUUGAAAAAUGAGUUCCAAACAUAGUUUAUUGUGUCUUCUGUGACUAAAAUGUUCACUCCUCCUUUGCCACGGGCAGUUCACACAAGGCAAGACCUUAAGCAGGUGGCUGUAGUGAGCUGGUAACUAUGCUGUAUGUCAAACUAAUUUUUACAAGUUUCCAUCCUAAACUUCAAAUCAUGUAAUUAAUAAUUUGCCUGUUUAUUUAUGACCUAAUUGUGAUUCUUUUAUUAAUAAAAGCUAAUUGAAAAGGACCCUUUAUUAAGCCGAUGACUAGACCUACAUUUAAUUUUCCUGCAUUGUAUGAAGAGUAUUGCACCAGAGUAUUAAAGAUAUGUAAUAUUUUAUUGAUAAAUCUAUCCUUUAAAAGGAAUACGUUUUAGGAUGUCAUCAUUUUGAUGUGAAUCAUGUAAAUGUUGAUAAUAUGCUGUUUAUUAUACAUUUAGUGUUUCAAGAGAUCCACUUAAUUGCCUUUUUGCCCACGUAUAUUAUGUAGUCUAUUUGCAAUUGUUUUUUUAGAAAAUGACAUUAAAAGAGUAGUCUAUGUAGAGAAACAGUAGUGAAUGUUAAUUGUCUCCCCACCUGUAUUUAUGGGUGUUAGUUCAACUGCUUUGCUAGUUGCAAAGCCGUUAUUACAGAGUAAAGUGUAUUUGUAAACUGUAUGGAACUAAAAAUUAGGAAUAAAACCAUUUUUCUUA